AUCAGUCAUUAGAGUUAUCUAGUCAACAUUGAAUAUACGUAAAUAUUUAGGAAAAUUCUAAAAAUGAAAUACUUGGUUGUAUUGGCUGCUCUGGUGGUGGUGGCACACUCAGCUUCGUUCCCAGCAAGCCGUUUCAAUUCGCCCCGCUUCGGUGUUCCGAGCCCACCACCACGGCCCGUCCCGUCUCGUGUAGCUCCUGCGCCAGUUCGCGCUUCCAGCAACGACCAGGCUGCUAAUAUAGUACGCGAUGACCGUGACAUUAGCCCUGAUGGCAGCUACAACUAUGCAUUUGAGACUGAUAAUGGCAUAGCGGUUCAAGAGCAAGGUACACCUCGUGACUUCGGUGGUAACCCUCCAUUGGUCCCCGUUGUAGCUCAAGGGUCCUUUGCCUACACCGCCCCAGGAGGCGAGCCCAUCUCCAUUUCAUAUGUUGCUGAUGAGAACGGUUUCCAACCUCAGGGUGAUUCAAUUCCUACGGCUCCUCCAGUACCUGCCCAGAUCGCCAGAGCACUAGAAUAUCUUGCCAGACAAGCUUCGGGUGGAAGCAGAUUUUAGGAAAAAAAAUUAUUACUAAAUUUGAAAUGUCUGAAAUUACAAGUGCUAUAACGACGAAGUAAGAGAAAUUUAUUUUGUAAGUCUAAAGAAUUGUAUAAUAAUAAUAAAGGCAGUU
Diatraea saccharalis (sugarcane borer) is the source of this 670-nucleotide messenger RNA. NCBI's taxonomy places the organism in Eukaryota, Metazoa, Arthropoda, Insecta, Lepidoptera, Crambidae. The record is from the annotation of a GenBank genome assembly.